Messenger RNA from Panicum hallii, 1744 nucleotides. Its product is annotated as F-box protein At4g18380-like. The record is from RefSeq and is a predicted model, not a curated record. Gene Ontology annotation, molecular function: protein binding. NCBI's taxonomy places the organism in Eukaryota, Viridiplantae, Streptophyta, Magnoliopsida, Poales, Poaceae. The transcript is spliced from 2 exons. The coding region runs from base 492 to 1559 and encodes 355 amino acids.
ACUAAAGAGAAACCGUCGUCCCCGAAGCCCAGGAGCGAAAAUUCCCCCGCCGCUCCGUUCCUCCUCCCUCCUCUCGCGCGAAUCCGUCGCCGGUCUCCCGAAUCGCAGCGUCAUCUCAGAUUGCUGGGCGUUGAAGCUGCGCUCGAGCCGGUGAGCUUUCUGACGGUUUCGGAGCCUGAAGGCACCGAUUUCUUGGCCGUUGCCGGGGUGGUCUCCGGCGUGCCUGCGGUUACCGGCUCGGCGGGGCUGGAUCCGGUGGGGUUCCGGCGACAGGAUCGGGUUCUUGGAGCAGGGCAUUACUUCGGACUCUCGAGGUGUCCGUAGCCGCGCUCGUGGUGAACUCUGAGAAAACAGAUUGAAUUCGAAGACCUGAAGAUUUAGCUAGUUCAGACCAGUUUCGAAAAUAGAAGAAAGAUUCAGCUCUUUCCUAGCAGUUUCAGAGUUCUUCAGUCAGUUGAAGAAGCAAGCAGGGACGACUUUUGAAUCGGGCAAUGCAUGCCAAGGCUCGAAUCCACGCUGACCCGGUCCUGGAGUUUGACCGUUUCGACUGCCUGCCGGAUUCACUCGUGCUGCUGAUCCUGAACAAGCUCGAGGACGUGCGUUCGCUCGGCCGCUGCUCUGCCGUGUCCAAGCGGUUCAGCGGCCUGGUUCCCCUUGUGCACGACGUAUGCGUCAAGAUCGACCGCGUCGUGACUGUGGACGGUGACUCCGAUGCUGCUCUGAACCUGUCGUCGCCCAAGCCCCAGAACAUCCUCUCGCAUCUACUCAAGCUGGUGCUGUUCGCAAUCACCAAGCCCUUCCAUGACAUGGGCGGCAACCCAAACGGCGCCGGGCGGCCACUGUUCCCCCAGCUCUCCCAGCACUCGCCUGCGCAGGUGCUGCGGAGCUUCUCCCACGUUCGCAACAUUCGGGUGGAGCUGCCCUCGGGGGACGUCGGCGUCGAGGAGGGGGUUCUGCUGAAGUGGCGGGCGGAGUAUGGCAGCACGCUUCAGAAUUGCGUGAUCCUGGGCGGCACCCUUGUCAGCCGCAAGGCCGCCGGCGGUGUGCACGAGCCGCCUCCGGAUGACGGUGGAACCAUGCCCGAGUCCUUCUACACGAACGGCGGGCUGAAGCUCCGUGUGGUGUGGACCAUCAGCUGCCUGAUCGCCGCUUCGACGAGGCACUACCUCCUCCGAUCGAUCGUCGACGAGCAUCCGACGCUGAGAAGCCUGGUCCUGGCGGACGCCGACGGGCAGGGCGCGCUGCGCAUGGGGUGGGAGCAGCUGAGGGAUUUCAGGGAGCACAAGCCGUCGGCCUCGGCGUGCUCCAACAGAACGCAGGUCCCCGCGUGCAACAUCAAGCUGAGAUACGCCCCGUGCCUCGAGCUCCCUGGCGGAUUGGCGCUGCAGGGCGCGACCUUGCUCGUCAUCAAGCCCGCCGGCGACGGGAGCGGCGGCGGCCAUGGCGGUCGGAAGGAAGCCGAAGCCUUUGUGUCAGGCGCGUUCGAUGGACCCCUGAGGUUUGCUGUGAAGGCACUGAUGAAGAGGCGCACGUAUCUUCUGGAGAUGAAUGGGUUCUAGAGAUCCCGAGGGCUUCAGAGACAUGUUGCUUUCCGCUUUUCCGGUGCUUCUUGUGGCUUGUGAUUGGUACAGUAGCAGUAUCAUCUUAGCGUAUGAAUGUGGUAUACUUGCCCAAGGCCUCCACCAUAGAGAAUCGAGAUGUUUCGUUGUGCGCGGUGGCAGCACACCGUCUGUGCCUACUGAAA